AUGCAGCCAUUCGCACUUUUGUUUCUCGCUGGCCUGGCCGCUGCACAAGUAGCACCCUAUGGUCAAUGUGGCGGUACCGGGUACACCGGAUCCACGUCUUGUGAGGCUGGAUGGGUUUGUCAGUAUCAAAGUGACUGGUACAGCCAGUGUGUUACAGGCAUCGCCACUACCACUAGGACUACUCUGACCACCAAAUCAUCGAGUACAACGACCAGCACAUCGACAAGUUUGAGUAAAUCGACCAGCUCGUCAACUUACACUACAUCGACCAGUGCCUCUUCAACCGCCUUCUCGACCACCAACGGACUCAAUUUUACAAUUGAUGGAGAAACUAGCUACUACGCAGGUUCUAAUUCGUACUGGAUCGGCUUCCUCACUGAUGAUGAUGACGUUGAUCUGGUGCUGGAUCACAUGAAUGAGUCUGGCUUGCGCAUCUUGCGUGUUUGGGGAUUCAACGACGUGAACUCUGUUCCAUCCUCGGGAACUGUCUAUUAUCAGCUCCUCGUGGAUGGCACCGCGACUAUUAACACGGGUGCCGAUGGUCUCCAACGUCUGGAUUAUGUAGUCGCAUCUGCCGAAAAGCGCAAUGUGAAACUCAUCAUCAAUUUCGUGAACAACUGGUCCGACUACGGAGGAAUGGCCGUGUACGUGACGGCAUUUGGGGGUACGCAAACGAGUUGGUACACAAAUGAUGACGCUCAGAGCGCAUAUCGCAAUUAUAUCGCAGCGGUUGUAGCUCGAUAUCUCGACUCGCCAGCGAUCUUUGCAUGGGAGUUGGCUAACGAGCCCCGCUGCAACGGUUGUGAUACUUCCGUCAUCUACAACUGGGUCAAGUCGACCAGUGCGUAUAUCAAGUCGCUCGAUUCUAAGCACAUGGUGUGCAUUGGAGAUGAGGGAUUCGGGCUUGAUGUCGAAUCAGAUGGCAGCUACCCGUACACCAUAAGUGAGGGUCUCAACUUCACCGAGAAUCUCGCCAUCGACACCAUCGACUUUGGCACGCUCCAUCUAUAUCCAGACAGCUGGGGAACAACCUACGCAUGGGGCGACGGCUGGAUCACGGCACAUGGUGCAGCAUGCGCUGCAGCUGAAAAGCCAUGCUUGCUGGAAGAAUAUGGCGUCACGUCUAACCACUGCAGCGUAGAAGCUCCCUGGCAGAAGACGGCCCUCGAUACAAUUGGCAUCGCAGCCGACCUGUUUUGGCAAUAUGGCGACAGCCUCAGCACUGGCGAGUCGCCUAAUGAUGGCAAUACCGUUUAUUAUGACACAAGCGACUUCACAUGUUUGGUCACUGAUCACGUUGCUGCGAUUGGAUGA
Messenger RNA from Penicillium atrosanguineum, 1314 nucleotides. RefSeq lists its product as uncharacterized. Gene Ontology annotation, cellular component: extracellular region. The transcript is spliced from 4 exons. Gene Ontology annotation, biological process: carbohydrate metabolic process. Gene Ontology annotation, molecular function: hydrolase activity, hydrolyzing O-glycosyl compounds; cellulose binding. Bases 1 to 1314 code for a protein of 437 amino acids. The record is from RefSeq and is a predicted model, not a curated record. NCBI's taxonomy places the organism in Eukaryota, Fungi, Ascomycota, Eurotiomycetes, Eurotiales, Aspergillaceae.